AUGCCACGUCGUCGUGGCUUCGGAUUAGCCUCAUUGAGAAAGGAUCUCCAUCUGCACAAUCUCUUCCGUUCAUCGCAAGCUGUUCCCCAAUCGCCGAGUAUUCCCGAGGUGACAUCGGUGUCUCGGGAAUCCUCACAAGAUCGUUUACAACGAAUUCGUCCAAAUUCCACUUUAUCUCAAUCGACGACAUUCAGUGGUGAGGGUGUUGGGCAUCUCGGUCCACCAUCAGGACAUCAUGGUGGUAGAAGGGAAUCAUUUCUGUAUCGACCAUCCGAAGAUACAAGAGAACUCGGCCCACGACCGGUCAGUCGAGCAAGCAGUGUGACAAGCAGUGAUCCAACACAAGGGUGGGUAUUU
Mesorhabditis belari is the source of this 357-nucleotide messenger RNA. NCBI's taxonomy places the organism in Eukaryota, Metazoa, Nematoda, Chromadorea, Rhabditida, Rhabditidae. The record is from the annotation of a GenBank genome assembly.